UCCCAAAGAUUACACCCAAAACCAUUAGUUUAGCAACAGCCCUAGCCAAAAUGCUUCACAUUCUCUUUCUUGUUGCUCUUUUAAUCGUUCCGUCCUCUCAUGCGGCAGAUUUCUGUGUCGCAAAACUGAAGGGUGCAGGCAGUCCUUCAGGGUAUGCCUGCAGGAACCCUGCACUUGUCACAGCUGAUGAUUUUGUAUUCAGUGGUCUAGGCACUAGUGGCAACACAACAAACAUUAUCAGUGCUGCUGUGACCCCAGCUUUCGUGCAACAAUUUCCGGGUUUAAAUGGCCUGGGGCUGUCUGGUGCCAGGCUAGACCUUGCACCAGGAGGUGUCGUGCCAUUGCACACCCACCCGGCUGCAUCUGAAUUUCUCUUUGUGGUCGAUGGAAAGAUUACUGCUGGAUUCAUUUCCUCUGCGAAUACUGUUUAUACAAAGACUCUUAAGAAAGGUGAUGUUAUGGUGUUUCCACAAGGGUUGCUCCAUUUUCAGAUAAAUGCUGGUGGGAUUCCAUCUCUUGCUAUUGUUACCUUUAACAGCCCUGAACCAGGCCUCCAAAUUCUUGAUUUUGCAUUGUUUGCUAGUAACUUUCCCACUCCAUUGGUGGAGAAAACCACUUUUCUUGAUGAAGCUCAAAUUAAAAAGCUCAAGGGUGUUCUUGGUGGUACUGGUUAGGAUGGCUAGUGUUGUUUAAAGUUUAUUAGUUCAUGUCCAUGUGCCUUCGUUGAUCUGUUUUCGUUGGACUGAUGUGGAUUUCUUCUUUCAGCUAUGGAUUUUUCUUGUUAAUGUUUACCAAUUUAUGCAAUUAUUUGUUAUAAUUUUUA
Molecule: messenger RNA, 823 nt
Organism: Ricinus communis (castor bean)
Lineage: Eukaryota; Viridiplantae; Streptophyta; Magnoliopsida; Malpighiales; Euphorbiaceae
Product: germin-like protein subfamily 3 member 1
Exons: 1
Coding region: 51-674 (207 amino acids)
Cellular component (GO): cell wall
Molecular function (GO): manganese ion binding
Source: RefSeq, a predicted model, not a curated record